Messenger RNA from Pipistrellus kuhlii (Kuhl's pipistrelle), 2852 nucleotides. Its product is annotated as caspase-14. Bases 583 to 1995 code for a protein of 470 amino acids. The transcript is spliced from 11 exons. NCBI's taxonomy places the organism in Eukaryota, Metazoa, Chordata, Mammalia, Chiroptera, Vespertilionidae. Gene Ontology annotation, biological process: proteolysis. The record is from RefSeq and is a predicted model, not a curated record. Gene Ontology annotation, molecular function: cysteine-type endopeptidase activity.
UGCCUGAGAAUCGAACCGUGACCUCCUGGUUCAGAGAUCAAUCAAUGCUCAACCACUGAUCUGGGACAGACCCCACUUCCCAGAUGAAGCAACUGGGGUCUCACCGUGGACAGCUGACUCCAGUUGAGGGUUCUACCUCUGAGACAGUGCCCCUCACUCUCUGUACUUUAGUGCCUGAGGCUGCUGUGUGCAUGUGUGUGGGCAUCUUGCCUGAGUGAGCAGGGUGAGAGGUGGCAGGAGUAGUGCACCUGAUGCUGAUGGUUGGCUCAGAAGGGAGACACUCGGGUGUAACAAAAUCAGAUAAGAGGUGGCCCAGGAGCUAAGAAUAGCAUUGGGCACAGGCUCCUGGCUUGGGCAGGGGCAUGUCAGUGCCAGCCAGGAAGUAGCCUGCGAUUCCCGAGGAACGGAGCAAGGAAUGGGGCCCAGGAUCCAAGGUUCCAAGGGAGGGGACAGAGUCCGGCUCAGCUCAUAAACAGCUGAUAGGUCAGGGACCAGGGAGAGGGCAAGUACUGAGACCCAAGGCAUUGGCGCUGGGGCCUGGAGGUGAGCUCUGGGCCCAGAGGAAGUGCCCACCUGGCAUCCAUGGCCUUCCUGGUGUCCGGGACCCUGCGGAUGGCCGCACAGAUAGCAGAUGCUCAAGACAGCCUGAGAAGAAAGGGGAAGUACAGCGUGCAGGGUCCAAGGGUGGCCUUGACUCUCAGCAGCCCCGAGGUGUCGGCCUCUACAGUGGCUCUCCUGGAGAGUGUGUUCCAGGCCCUGGGCUUUGAGAGCUGCCCGAGGAGGGAGGCCUCGGUCCAGGACUUCCUUGAGGAGCUGACUGGGUUCCGGGAGCAGCUGGAUGCCCACAGGGCCCCUGCGGGCUGUGUCCUAGUGGCCUUGGUGGCCCCCCGUGGGCAGCUGAGGCAGCCACAGAAGUUGGUUCGGGAGCUGAGUGGCUGUGAGGCCCUGCGGGGCUGCCCCAAAGUCUUCCUGCUGCUCUCAAGUGCUCCUGGGGCUUCCCCCAAGCCCGGGACCUUCCUCACUGGCUUGAGUGAACUCUGUGGCCGCUGUCCUCACUGGUCCCUGCUGCAGCUGCUGACAGAGGUCUUCCGCAGGACAGCUGGAGAGUCCUCCGGGGCCGCCCACUGCCCAGUCCUUCGGAGCUCCUUGCGGGGUGCGCUGUGCCUGGGGGAUGUGGAGCCCUGGGGGCCUGAGCCGGAACCCGGCCCCCGUGCUCAGUAUGACCUGUCCAGAGACAGGGCUGCCCUCUUGCUAGCUGUGAUCCGGGACCGGCCCGGGGCCCAGCGUGAUGUGGAGGCACUGGGGGGCCUGUGCCAGACCCUGGGCUUCGAGACCACCCUGAGGACAGACCCCACAGCCCAGGCUUUCCAGGGGGAGCUGGCCCAGUUCCGGGAGCGGCUGGACACCCGCAGGAGCCCCGUGAGCUGUGCCCUUGUGGCCCUGAUGGCUCAUGGGGGGCCUCAGGGGCAGUUGCUGGGGGCUGAUGGGCGAGAAGUGCAGCCAGAGGCCCUGGUGCAGGAGCUGAGCCGCUGCAGGGCCCUGCGGGGCCGUCCCAAGAUCUUCCUGCUUCAGGCUUGCCGCGGUGGACACAGGGAUGUGGGCCUGGGGCCCACAGCCCUCCCCUGGUUCUGGCGCUGGCUGCGGGCCCCACCAGCCACGCCCUCCCACGCUGAUGUCCUUCAGAUCUAUGCAGAUGCCCAAGGCAGCUCCUCUGGGGGCCCCACGCCAGGGAGCUGUGACCAAGCGGACAUCCUGGUGGCCUAUGCGGCAGCCGAGGGCUGCGUAGCCUAUCGGGACGAGAAGGGCUCAGACUUUAUCCAGACGCUGGUGGAGGUCCUCAGAGCCGCCCCCGAGGGAGACCUCCUGGAGCUGCUGACUGAGGUCAACCAGCGGGUGUGUGAGCUGGAUGUGCGGGGUCCUGACUGCAGCGAGAGCCGCAAGGCCUGCCUGGAGAUCCGCAGCUCCCUGCGGCGCCGGCUCUGCCUGCAGGCCUGACUCAGCCGCCCAGCUGUGCCCACUGAGGGGCCGCACCCAGUGCCGCCUCCGCCUCCAUCCACUCGGCAGCUACCUCAUCCGUAAACGGGGCAUCACAGCAGGUGCUGGGCUCCGCUGCAGACUUGGCCUCUGCCUUCAGGACUGUCAGAGUCCAGAUCAGGCCACUGGCUUGGAGCAAAGCAUCGCGGGUUAGCGGUGCUGUGACGGGAACGCACGGUGGUGGGGGGAGCAGCGCGCAGCUCCUGACCAGCGCCAGCUGGGAGCCUGCGGGGAAAGCGAUCGGGGAAAGCGAUCAGAGGGGCCUGGGGGUCUGAUUAGGUCUGGAAUUUGGUGCUGAAUUACAGCCCAGACCGGAGCCCCGCCCACACGGAGCCCGAGGGGGUGGGGGUGGGGAGGGGGCAGAGCUCCUAUUCACUCCGAGCGCGAGCGAUGCGCACCACGCAGGCGCCCAGACAAGCUUUAUGGAAAAAGCCGAACAGAGCCUUUCUCACAGGGCCGCGUGGCCUAAUGGAUAAGGCGUCUGAUUCCGGAUCAGAAGAUUGAGGGUUCAAGUCCCUUCGUGGUCGCUGCCGAGGUUGGUUUUUCUCCCUCGCUUAAUGUUUUCCCCUCUAAGAGCACGGAGUUAGUUACCUGCUGGUGGGAUCAGGGAUCCUACCGGGAAUUGGUUACGUAAAAUAUAACUGCCCUGGAGGAUUCGGACUGUUGAGAGGAGUUGCCCCAGGAUGCAUUUGGAUAUAUGAGAUUAUUGUGACGAAAAAGGCUUGGAAAUGGCAAUGGCUGCGCAAUAUGUGACUGUAACUGAUACUACUGAAUUGUACAUUUAAAAAUGGUUAAAAUGGCAAAUUAACUAUAUAUAU